AUGUCUUCUAUCAACCACAACCACAACUUUCCAGUUACGGCAGCUAGUGAAACAAUGGUCCGCGGAGAUCAGAACAGCUAUGGGCAUGACUACGUGCAAUCGAUGGCCAGAUGGCGCAGAUUGGCUAGUCCUACUGCCACAUCACACCUACCUCGGAGUCCUAUCUCGCCGCCUUCUCCUCCAUUGGUGGCAGCUGAAUCACCUCAGAGUCCUAUCUGGCCUCCAUCACCUCCGCUGAUGACAGCUGGACCGCCUCAAAGUCCCAUCUGGCCUCCGUCUUCUCCACCGAUGACAGCUGAACCAUCUCAGAGUCCCUUUUGGAGUCUAUCUCGACCACCAAUGACAGCCGCGAAUGCACGCCGUCAGCGUAUCAUCAGAGAAGACCUAGCAGAUGACUCUGACAGUGAUGCCGAGAGUUUUAUCCUCCCGCCAGCUAUCAGAGAAAGCCUCGUCGAAGAUUCUGACGUUGCUGUCGAGAUAGCUCAGACCAGGGAAAGUCUCGUUGAAGACUCCGACAGUGAUGCCGAGAGUUUCAUGCUCCCGCCCCAGGAUCAUCUGCCGACGACUGCCCCUGAUGUCGAGGCGUGGCUUCUCCAAGACAUCGCAGAGCAAGAGUUGCCCAGCACAGGUAUGACCCAAACGCCGCGCAGACAUGGGACAAAUCCGACCGACCCGAACCCCGGAACUCCAGUCAUCGACGACAGAUUCAUCACUCACCAAUGGACUACCUCCUCACAGCACGCCAAUCCAAGCGAGCUGAUCACUAUCCACAACGGUCCUUUUCCCGAAACACACAUUCCACUUCUCCGUCCCGAGGCCAUAGAGCAGGACAAGUGUUGUGGUAUCUGUAUUGAGGACUACAAAACCGGCGACGUUAUGGCCAUCAUACCGUGCAAUGGCAUGCACCGUUUCCACCUUCAGUGCAUCCAGCCAUGGCUCACUCAGAGAGCGCAGAUGACGUGUCCGUUCUGCAGAACCGAACUGAAAUUCGGGAAGGUUUUGCAGGCUGCGACCUAA
Molecule: messenger RNA, 1017 nt
Organism: Cyphellophora attinorum
Lineage: Eukaryota; Fungi; Ascomycota; Eurotiomycetes; Chaetothyriales; Cyphellophoraceae
Exons: 1
Coding region: 1-1017 (338 amino acids)
Biological process (GO): ubiquitin-dependent protein catabolic process
Molecular function (GO): ubiquitin protein ligase activity
Source: RefSeq, a predicted model, not a curated record